GUGUCCCUCAACGACUUAAAAAUGCGUUACGUUGCCGCUUACCUGUUGGCUACCCUCGGAGGUAACAAGAGCCCAUCGAAGGACGACAUCAGCAAGGUCCUCAGCAGCGUCGGCAUCGAGGUUGACGGCGCCAAGCUCGACAAGGUAAUUGCCGAGCUUAAGGGCAAGUCCAUCGAUGAGCUGAUCACCAAGGGCUCUGAGAAGCUGGCCUCAGUUCCAUCAGGAGGUGGUGCUGCUGCUCCGGCUGCGGCGUCCGCCGCUGCCGCACCGGCCGCUGGUGACGACAAGAAGGGAGGCAAAAAGGAGGAGAAGAAGGAAGAAUCCGAGGAGGAGGACGAUGACAUGGGAUUCGGUCUCUUUGACUAA
Messenger RNA from Rhagoletis zephyria (snowberry fruit fly), 366 nucleotides. The record is from RefSeq and is a predicted model, not a curated record. Lineage: Eukaryota; Metazoa; Arthropoda; Insecta; Diptera; Tephritidae.